Gorilla gorilla gorilla (western lowland gorilla) is the source of this 3463-nucleotide messenger RNA. It is a transcript of the gene SPAG8, whose product is annotated as sperm associated antigen 8. Lineage: Eukaryota; Metazoa; Chordata; Mammalia; Primates; Hominidae. The coding region runs from base 128 to 1609 and encodes 493 amino acids. The record is from RefSeq and is a predicted model, not a curated record. Gene Ontology annotation, molecular function: microtubule binding. Gene Ontology annotation, cellular component: nucleus; cytoplasm. The transcript is spliced from 7 exons. Gene Ontology annotation, biological process: positive regulation of transcription by RNA polymerase II.
CUGAAGACUUCCGCCCCGCAGAGGACUUGCCUCCACCGCCACCUGCAAGUCCGCCCAGCUGUACUUCUGCGCAGGCUCCAGGAGUUGUUUGCUGUCUCUAUGGCAACCCAGUAGCUGGAGUCUGAAGAUGGGGACCAACGAGUCUACGGAGGGAUCGCGGUCGCGGUCGCGAUCUUUAGACAUACAGCCCAGCUCCGAAGGACUGGGGCCCACUUCGGAACGGUUUCCUUCUUCAGAUGACAGUCCUAGGUCGGCCCUGGCAGCUGCAACCGCAGCAGCUGCAGCGGCUGCAUCAGCUGCUGCAGCUACUGCAGCCUUCACCACUGCCAAAGCAGCUGCAUUAUCUACAAAGACCCCAGCGCCCUGUUCUGAGUUCAUGGAGCCGUCCUCUGACCCCAGCCUUCUUGGGGAGCCCUGUGCAGGAACCGGCUUUACCCACAAUAUAGCCCAUGGGAGUCUUGGCUUUCAGCCCGUCUAUGUUUCCUGUAUUGCUCAGGACCCUUGCACUACAACUGACCAUAGUUCUAACCCUGGCCCUGUUCCAGGCUCUAGCUCUGGGCCUGUUCUUGGCUCCAGCUCAGGUGCUGGCCAUGGCUGUGGCUCUGGCUCUGGUCCUGGCUGUGGCUCUGUCCCUGGCUCUGGCUCUGGUCCUGGCUGUGGCUCUGUCCCUGGCUCUGGCUCUGGUCCUGGUCCUGGCUCUGGUCCUGGUCAUGGCUCUGGCUCUCAUCCUGGUCCUGCCUCUGGGCCUGGUCCAGACACUGGCCCUGACUCUGAGCUCAGCCCCUGUAUUCCUCCAGGGUUCAGAAACCUGGUGGCAGAUCGGGUCCCUAACUAUACCUCCUGCAGUCAGCACUGCCCCUGGGAGCCCCAGAAACAACCACCUUGGGAAUUUUUGCAAGUCUUAGAAACGGGUGCCCGAGGACUAUGGAAACCCCCAGACAUUAAAGGGAAACCUAUGGUUCGCUAUGAAACUUUGCCACGGGGCCAGUGCCUCCUCUACAACUGGGAGGAAGAGAGAGCCACCAACCACCUGGAUCAAGUCCCAAGCAUGCAGGAUGGCUCUGAGAGUUUUUUCUUCCGACACGGACACCGGGGACUGCUGACUAUGCAACUAAAGUCACCCAUGCCCUCCAGCACCACCCAGAAAGACUCAUACCAGCCACCAGGAAACGUCUAUUGGCCACUUCGAGGGAAGCGUGAAGCCAUGCUGGAGAUGCUCCUGCAGCAUCAGAUCUGUAAAGAGGUGCAGGCAGAACAGGAACCCACAAGGAAGCUCUUCGAGGUUGGGUCUGUGACACACCAUGACUACCGAAUGGAGCUGGCGCAAGCAGGGACUCCUGCCCCAACAAAGCCUCACGACUACCGCCAGGAGCAACCUGAGACCUUCUGGAUACAGAGGGCACCACAGCUACCGGGUGUCAGUAACAUCAGGACAUUGGACACACCAUUCCGAAAGAACUGCAGUUUCUCAACACCAGUACCCUUGUCUCUGGGGCAACUUUUGCCCUAUGAACCUGAGAAUUACCCCUACCAAUUGGGAGAAAUAUCUUCCCUUCCCUGUCCCGGAGGAAGGCUGGGUGGUGGAGGGGGGAGAAUGACUCCUUUCUGAAGGGUGAGGACGGAAGUGGGGUAUGGAAUAUGGAAUCUAUUUCUGUCUGCACUAGAGAGGUCGGGAGGAAGUUAAUCUCACUGUACUUGAAGAGGCUUUACAUAAAGGGUUCUCUCUUAUCCCGAGACUGCUAAUUUAGUGAUUCUGUGAGUCACUGUGUGCAUACCCCAUAACCUUUCCUUGGGAUUGCCCCUAUCCCACACUAUGACAUCAGAACUUUUUUAUUAUUGUUUUAUAUUUGACCAAAAUAUUCUGGUUUAGAUACAGAUAUUUACAGAAAGUAGGGAGGAAGGGGACCAAGCCAGAGAGGGACAGGUAUAUGUACAGGGCUGAGCUGCAGAGGGCUACAACUUCCAUAUAAGGUAGGUUUUUUUGUGGCUGUUUUCCAUUGCAUAUGAAAAUGUCCAUUUCUGGUGUGUGCAGACGUGGUGGCCAUUGCCCACCCAGGUACCAGCAGCAGAAGACUAUCUGACUUGGGAAGAAUGGGGGUUUACAGGAGUCCAGGAGGUCCUUUCCGCUCUCCUAAGAGCCAGUAUGUUCGCAUCUUUCCUUUUCCCUGGAAGUGGGAGAGUGGACAUGAUUCAGAUGCUUCGAUGUUAGUCCCUUUGUCUCCCUCUCUUUCCCUAUGAUUCCCAUAAUCACUUUCACCCUCCCUUUCCAUGCCCCCCUCCCCAUGGCCUGCCAUCACCUUCAUUUCCACAUCCCCCCGAAGCUCUAGCUGGAAGCAUCCUAGCUCAUCUAGGGCAUCCUUGGUGGUAGAGGAGACAUGGAUCUUCAGCGCUGGGGUGGGUGGAAUGGGGAGGACGGUGGAAUGAGGAAUCAAAGAAAAGGCAAUCAAAGAAUUGGUGAUACUGUAUAGCACCAUGCCCGACCAACCAUCCCUGGGAAGCUCCCAAUGCAUAUCUAUUAGAACCAAAAUAUGCCCAAGGAUGCGACACUAAGGAACUGUGGUCUCUCAGAUUAGGAAAUUGGAGGAAUUAUGAAAAGAAGAAAAGGGCAAGAUAAAUUGAGGCCAACAGUGGGGUUGAGGGCUAAUGUCUUACCUUGACCAUUAGACUCCAUUCGAGAAGCAGUGUUCACUGUGUCUCCAAAAAGACAAUAACGGGGCAUCUUCAGGCCAACAACCCCAGCGCAGACUGGCCCUAUGAGAAGAAACAGGUUGGGAGAGUCUGGGAAAGGUGGAGACUAGGGCUGGAGUGAGAGUCAGCCUUACCAGUAUGGACCCCUAUGCGUAGCCUCAGCUGGUCAUGGGGUCGGUGGCGGAUGCGGAAGGAAGAAACUGCAUCUAGUAAUGCUAGGGCCAUACGAGCAAUUUCUGGUGCAUGGCGUUGACCAUUUCGGCCUGGGAGGCCAGAUACCACCAUGUAAGCAUCCCCAAUCGUCUCCACCUGAUUGAGAGGGGGAUUAAAAGGUCACCUCUAUUUAUAUCCAAGGGGAUGGGAAAAAGUAGAGGGAGACAAGCUGGACACCAUCAUUAAUCAUCCUGACAUCCUGGAGGCCAGAAUAUUGACUAGAAAAUAAGUGCCAUGGUCCUGAGUCUAGGGGAGAGGAGAUGUCUAGGGAAUCUUUAAGUCUUCUUUCUCCACCCAGCACCUGGUGAAUACUCAGUAAACAUUUGCGGAAUGAAUGAACACCCUGUCUGCAGCAGGACAUGGACAAAUAGGCUCUGCCAUCAGGAAAUGGGAAGCAAGAAAACAGGGUAACUCAAGAGGACAGAGGCUGGUGAGGAGGUAAAGCAGGCCCAGUGAAAUGGACCAGACAGCCCAAACUGUCAGAGAGGAGGAAAGCAGGCAUUUGAUUUUGGUAAUUGUGCCAAAGCUAUGUAAGAGAAUAAAUGCCAUUGUUUUAAGGAAA